This is a messenger RNA of Pseudonaja textilis, 1104 nucleotides long. RefSeq names its product charged multivesicular body protein 6 (gene CHMP6). NCBI's taxonomy places the organism in Eukaryota, Metazoa, Chordata, Lepidosauria, Squamata, Elapidae. Gene Ontology annotation, biological process: late endosome to vacuole transport via multivesicular body sorting pathway; vesicle budding from membrane. The record is from RefSeq and is a predicted model, not a curated record. Gene Ontology annotation, cellular component: multivesicular body; ESCRT III complex.
GGGGCCGAUGUAGGCCAGGCCGCGCGGGCGGGGCCGGGGCGAUGGGGAAUCUGUUCGGUCGCAAGCGGCAGACCCGCGUUACCGAGCAAGAUAAGGCCGUGCUGCAACUAAAACAGCAACGAGACAAAUUAAAGCAAUAUCAGAAAAAGAUUUUUCUACAGCUGGAGCGAGAGAGGAUUGUUGCUCGUCAACUACUAAAAGAUGGCAAGAAAGAGAAAGCCAAGCUUCUGCUAAAGAAGAAGCGUUAUCAGGAGCAAUUGUUAGACAAAACUGAAAACCAAAUUAGCAAUUUAGAGCGCAUGGUCCACGAUAUUGAAUUCACACAGAUUGAGAUGAAAGUGAUUGAGGGUCUCAAAAUUGGCAAUGAAUGUUUAAAUAAAAUGCACCAAGUUAUGUCAAUAGAAGAGGUGGAAAGAAUCAUGGAUGAAACCCAGGAGGCUGUAGAGUACCAGAGGCAAAUAGAUGAGAUAUUGUCUGGAAGCUUCACUACAGAGGAUGAAGAUGCUAUUUUAGCUGAAUUAGAUGCCAUCACUCAGGAGCAGAUUGAUCUUCCAGAGGUUCCCUCAGAGCCUCUCCCAGAAAAGAUUCCAGAAAAUUCGCCCAUCAGAAUCAAACCAAAGCCAGAAUUGAUUGCUGCAUCUUAACUCCACUACCUGCGGGGUAUCUCUGCAUUGAAUCUCGGAAUCCCAGCAUGCCUGGGAUAUAGGAGGCCUCCUUGCUGGCUUUACCCAGCCAUACUGGAGCAGGUUUUCUGCACAGAAUGGAAGCUGUAACUGGUUAAUGUUCCCAUAUCAAGGUUAUUUUGUAGCGUGCACACUCCUCCUUUUUGUAAUUUAAACGGGAUUAAACGGUGACUCUUAAACCUUCCAAGCCAAAUGCUUUCUGCGACCAGAUUUCAGCUACAGACCUGCCUCAGAUGCCAGCAGAGCCUCCCUGUCUUUCGUUCUCGCUCUCUCAGUUCCUGAUACACGUUGGAGCAUGUUGUCACUGCUCGGCUAUCCAGAGGAAAGAACUUCUGUGGAACUUCUUGGCCUUCCUCUUGACUCAUUUCUCACUGGCUUUUCUGAAAGGCUGUUUUCUUUUGGCAAGGAUGGAAUCUCUGAA